AAAUUAAACAACACAAAAAAGCCACAAAAACUUGUUCAAAAAAACAAAACUACUUUGGAUACUUGUCAGCUCAGCUCUCCGGCUUACAGAGCCCUCAGGCUUUCUUCGGUUUAAGCCAGUGUUCUAACGGCAUGUGAGUGGAGCCCCCACGAUGCCCACGGAAAGCUCAUCCAGCGAGAUCUCCGGCGGAGGAGGCGGCGGAGCGAUUCCCAUGCUGCGUCCCUCCCGCAUGGAUCAGUUCAUGUCCUCGGUGGCAGCGGCAGCGGCUGCCGUUGGUGGAGCGGCGGCGGCUGCCUCGGUGGAGCGGAACGGAGCGGGUGGCGGUGGAUCCUCCGAUGGUGGCUCCCAGAAUGGCGGCGAUUCGAGGAACUCUUCGGCCAGCCGGAUGUCGGCCUACGAGACACAGCUGGCGUAUCAGCAGCAUCUGGCGGGACUCCAUGGUGGACCACCGGGGCCACCGCCACCGCAUCACAGAGAGAUCUCCGCCUUUGUUCCGGUCCUGCCCACCGGAAAAGUGAGGCCCGGCAGUAAUUCCAACUACGAAAUCAUCGCCAUGAUGGCGGACAAGCGCAAGGAGCUGGCUCUCCGGGAAGCAGCCGCAGCGGCAGCCAUGCUGGGACGUGGUCCCGGUGGUGGUCCACCAGGAGUGCCGCCACCAGGUGUCCUAUAUGCCCCACCUGGCGUCCCACCGCCGCCAUAUCUCACCGGACCAGGACCCUCGCCCACGGGAGCUGGGAGCUUUCCCUUCCCGCCAGGAGCUGCUGCUGCAGCGGCAGCUGCCGCCGGUCUCUUCCCACCUGGCUUGGGACCGGGUAUGCAUGCCGGCCUGGAUCGGCGGCUACUGAGGGCACCGGGACGGGCUUCGAGGCCCAAGAAGCAGUUCAUCUGCAAAUUCUGCAACCGGCAGUUCACCAAGUCGUACAAUCUGCUCAUCCACGAAAGGACGCACACGGACGAGCGGCCCUAUUCCUGUGAUAUCUGCGGCAAGGCGUUCCGGCGACAGGAUCACCUCAGGGAUCACAGGUAUAUUCACUCUAAGGAGAAACCCUUCAAGUGCACGGAGUGCGGCAAGGGCUUCUGCCAGUCACGAACGCUGGCCGUGCACAAGAUCCUGCACAUGGAGGAGUCGCCGCACAAGUGCCCCGUCUGCAGCAGGUCCUUCAAUCAGCGCUCCAACCUGAAGACCCAUCUGCUCACCCACACGGAUCACAAGCCCUACGAGUGCUCCUCCUGCGGCAAGGUCUUCCGCCGGAACUGCGAUCUACGGCGCCAUGCCCUGACCCACGCCGUCGGCGAGGUCAAUUCGGGUGACUAUGUGGACGUGGGCGAGGAGGAUGAGGCCAGAAACUUGAGCGGCGAUGAGGAGGACUCCUUGCUGGAGGUGGAUUCACCCCGGCAGUCACCGGUUCAUAAUUUGGGGGAUUCUUCUGGACCUGGCGGUGAGAAAUCAGAGUCCGAGAGGAUGAGACUCAAGCGAAAGGCUGGUGCCCUGGAUCACCACCACGAAGAGAGUGAGGAGGAGUUCGAUGACUACGACGAGGAGGAGGACCUACAGGAUCUGCAAGCCAGAGAUGGAGCCGGAGCAGAAGAGGAGGAGGACUUUGACCCAGAGGAUGAAGAGCGUGCAGAAGUGGCCCUGGUGGCCGCUCGUUUCCCGGCAGGCAAAACUUCUGCUGCUGCUGGCAGUAAUGCCAUCGUCUCCGGCGUUGCCUCGGCAUCUUCCAGUGCCUCCGGCAAACCGGAGCGCCAGGGCGUUACCCACUGCCACCACGAGGGCGGGGAGACCUAUACGAUGAGACCGCAUGGCGAGAAGCACCUAGAGGAGCCGCCUCCCAAUCCCAGUCUAUCGGUACCACCUUCCUUUGUGCGAUACCCGCCAGGAGCUGGUCCACCUCCUCCUCCAUUGGGACACGCACACUUGCUGCCACCCAAUGGCGAUCCCUAUUUGCCGAUUCUCCAUGUUCGUCGUGAUCUGCACCACAAGAGCUUGAACCUCUCGAAGGCUGCUCCACCGCCACCAACUCCUCCUAGCAUCAGCAUCCAGCCAGAGACGAGUAAGCCACCCAAUCAGCCUCUGCACUCGCCACACGAGGCAAUGCCCAGCUUCCUGGGUUCAAUUCCCAUGCGAAAGCGGAUCCUGCCGCCUCCGCCACCCACCUUGGACCUGAUGGAUCCCCAGCACCAUCAUCAUCACCAUCAUCCUGGCCUGGGAGGCCCCAGGACCUUUGUGGAUAACCCGGGUAUAUAUGCCUUGAAUAUGUCACGACAUCCCCCAAGGCAGCUGCUGGGAAAACCCCCACCGAGCACGGAAACCAACUGCGAAAAGGGAGCAGGAGCACCACCUGGGCCAGGAGCACCACCUGUGGCAGUCCCACCCAUAGCACCACCAGCGGCGCCACCCAGAAGGACAGGAUUUAGCAUUGAGGACAUCAUGAGGCGUUGACACUAAUCUAAAAGUAUCGGAGAGGCCACAGAUAUUGCUGUGAUUAUGAAAUUCAUUUCAAAUCUCCUGCGAUUUCCGUAAGGCCUUCGCCAAACUUAAUAAAACUUGAUCUGAAACCGAUUUUGGGUCCUUUAAAAACUUGUUCCCAUAAGGGAUAUAAAUCCCGAAACAUUUAACACUUAUUUAGAGCUACGUUUUAGUACAUUUUAGUGUAAUGUCUCUAGGCAAGGCAAUAGACUUAAAUAUAUGACAAAAACAAAACGCAUUCCCUAAGCUGUAAUUGUAAGCUUAAAGAAACUGAAACUCUGUUGUUGCAUUUUAUAGAGCUCUUAAAUAUAUAUUAUAUAAAUAUAUAUACAUAAGUUAGGUGUUAAGACUUAGCUUAAAUCUGAUCGUUUAAAUGAUUAAGUACGAGAGUCUAUCGCUUAGUUUUUUUGUGAGUGCUUGUGUGCCUGGCUACAACAACACUAAGUGUUGCUGUUUUUUGUCGAGUGGAUGCCAACUUUUAAUUUAUGUUUCCUUAUCCCGUAAGCUAAUCUUAAUUGAGAAAAACAACAAUGAAAUCGAAAAUCGUAAAUCGAUUUUGUCUGUAGGGAAAAAAUGGUUGAAAGUAAAAGUAAAAAAACAAAACAAAUUCAAAAAUCGAAAAUGAAAACUAAACAACAUUCCAGUUGAACCUUAUGUAAUUUAGGCUAAGUUUAUAAUUUAAGCCAUUUUGUUAGUAAGUAAGUGAGUUGUAUUAGUAAGCAUUCCAUUCCAUGGUCUUCCUUGAAUUUUAAAUGAUUUUUAUGCAAACCAUAUAGCGAGUUAGUUUUAUU
This is a messenger RNA of Drosophila serrata, 3261 nucleotides long. RefSeq names its product brother of odd with entrails limited (gene bowl). Gene Ontology annotation, biological process: regulation of transcription by RNA polymerase II; embryonic pattern specification; embryonic hindgut morphogenesis. The record is from RefSeq and is a predicted model, not a curated record. Gene Ontology annotation, cellular component: nucleus. Lineage: Eukaryota; Metazoa; Arthropoda; Insecta; Diptera; Drosophilidae. Gene Ontology annotation, molecular function: RNA polymerase II transcription regulatory region sequence-specific DNA binding; DNA-binding transcription factor activity, RNA polymerase II-specific.